ACAUGGCAAAAAUUAAAAAGCCACACAUUAGACAGUAUAACAAAAAAUAAGUAUAUCAGAGGAAGUGGUGAGGCAAACACUCCAGAAAGCAUUUCCCUUGUUCAACUUAACUGGAAGACAGUGAUCUAAACCUGGAAACACUUGUGGAAAAAUUGUUGGAAGUAGGUUCUUGGCACUCUCAAAUGGCAGAUGAUAACUACCACACAGUGGCUUCUUCAAACAUGAACCAACCAACCUCAAGUGAAUCAAGUGCAAUAUUCAUGGAUCAAAGUAACAUGUAUCCCUUGAAUGACUCUCCAAUGCUGGACUACACUGCUCUUUGGGACAUAAUGAUGCCACAAGAAUCAGCAACCAAUGAAACCAAUGAUGCUACCAUCAGCUCAGCACCAGGUAGGAAAUUUGUAGUUUAUCAGGAGGUGAUCUUUGUAUCAGAAAAACAUAGUUUGGUCCUAUAUACAUCAAUGAAAUUGACAAUUUUCUUUCCCAUAUCUUUUUUUUUUAUUUGGUGGCUUUGUCAACCUUGA
Molecule: messenger RNA, 524 nt
Organism: Pocillopora verrucosa
Lineage: Eukaryota; Metazoa; Cnidaria; Anthozoa; Scleractinia; Pocilloporidae
Source: RefSeq, a predicted model, not a curated record